Molecule: messenger RNA, 2176 nt
Organism: Colletotrichum destructivum
Lineage: Eukaryota; Fungi; Ascomycota; Sordariomycetes; Glomerellales; Glomerellaceae
Product: Putative amidase signature domain-containing protein
Exons: 1
Coding region: 1-1722 (573 amino acids)
Source: RefSeq, a predicted model, not a curated record
AUGGCACCAAGCUUGCUACCCGUCAUCAGACGAUUGUCGUUUCCCUUGGGCACUCCGGCCUUCGAAGCCGCACGCCAGUCGCUCAUCGAGGAGUUCUCAGCCAAGGUGCCGCGAGAAUACCACAUCUCCUCCUCCAUCAUCGACCACCCGCCCAAGAAUGUCAUCGACAUCCCACGGGAAUCCGGCAUCCUCUCUCAAGAGGAGAUUAACAUAACGGAGAACUUCGACGCCGUUGCCUUGGCGGCCGCCAUUGCAGCCAGAAAAUUCACCGCCGUCGUGGUUGCCACCGCAUUCGCCAAGAGAGCCAUCAUCGCCCACCAGCUGACGUGCUGCCUGACGGAAUGGUUCAUGGAAGAGGCCAUCGACCACGCCAGGGCGCUGGACGAGCACCUCGUUAAAACGGGCACGACGGUUGGCCCCCUGCACGGGGUACCCAUCAGCGUCAAGGAGAUGAUCCCCGUCGCCGGCCACCACUCCUCCCUGGGCUUCCUGGUCACCCGUCACAAGGACGAGUCCGACAGCCACAUGAUCGCCAUCCUGCGAAAGGCCGGCGCCGUUUUCUACUGCAAGACGGCGCAGCCCCAGGGGGUCAUGCACCUGGAGACCGUCUCCCUCCACGGCCGCGUGCUCAACCCUUACAACAUCGACCUGACGGCCGGCGGCUCGACGGGCGGCGCGGCCGCUCUGUUGGCCCUGCGCGGCUCCGUCCUGAGCGUCGGCACCGACAUCGGCGGCAGCAUUAGGGCGCCGGCGAGCUUCUGCGGCCUCUACGGCUUCAAACCCACGUCGUACACGCUCCCCAUGAAGGGCUUCGUCGGCGCCGACGGGUUUGCCGCGGAGCUCAACGUCCUCGCCUCGGCCGGGCCCCUGGGCGUUUCCCUGCGCGACAUGGAUUUCUUCGUGGCCGUCGUCAAGGCUGCGCAACCGCACCUCGAGGACCCGCGUCUCGUCCCGAUCGCCUGGAGAGGUCUGGCGGGCGGACGGCCAAAGGGGGCGACGCCGCCGCUGAGGGUCGGCUUCAUGAUGAACGACGGCGUCAUCACGCCCCAGCCGCCGGUGACCCGGGCCCUCGACUGGGCGCGCGCCCGGCUGAGCGGCUCUCCCGAUUUCGAGGUCAAGGACUUCGCGCCGUACCGCGUCGGCGAGGCGCUCCGCAACAUCCAGCUGGCCUUCUUCCCGGACGGGGGCAGGCAGAUCAGGGACGCCCUGGCGGCGACGGGCGAGCCCAUGCUCCCGCUCACGCAGUCCGUCAUCCGGGAGGCCGAGUCGGCCGGGCAGGACCUGGACGCGGCGGGCGUCCUCCGGCAGCGGGUGGCGCGGGACGACUUCCGGUGCGCCUUCGCGGCGCACUGGAACGAGGCGGGCGUCGACGUCGUCGUGUGCCCGGCCUACGUCGGCCCCGCGUGCGUGCACGAGACCGGGCGCUUCUGGAACUACACCGCCCUCUGGAACUACGUCGACUACCCGGGCGCCGUCGUGCCCACGCCGAUCAGGGCGCUGGGCAAGGGCGCCGAGAGCUACGGCCCCGGCGGCGAUGACGACGACGAGGCGGUGAUGGGCGCACAGGACGAGCUCGUCAGGAGGCUGUGGGCCGAGGGCGACUUCGAGGGCGCGCCGGUCGGGAUCCAGGUCGUGGCGCGCAAGUAUCACGACAACGAUCUCUUCGCGGCUCUCGGGGCGAUGGAGGGCCCUCUGGGGCUCGGGAGAGGGAACGCGUGGUAGAUGUGAGUCUAUAGGAGUCGUCUAUCUCUUGAAUCACCGUCGAUCGCGUCGUCAACUACUCAUCUUCCUGUCACAAUGCGGUGGCUAAAGUACAAAUUUUGUAAAGUCAUACAUACUUGCACAACCACGCGUGACGGGCUACCACAAGCAGACUGAAUUACUGGUCAAAGGUUUAGAAGAGUUGUAUUAAGUGUCUUUGUUUCGUACAAACGUUAUUAUAUCUGAGCUGAGUCUGAUCCCGAUGCUGCUCAUGACGCCGUGAUGGGAAAUAACCGAAUCGCCCAAAAGAAAAGGCCGAGAGCUCUCAACGGAGCCUCGAUGCCACCCAGUAAACUCCAUGUCGUGUCGGGGUAUCAUGCAAGUCGCUGUGCUAAAGCAUCCACCCAUUUUCUCCAUUCAUCCUUCGCACGCUGUCCCUCUUUAACGGAAACGUGGUCCCCAUCCCUCGCUCACC